Notodromas monacha is the source of this 788-nucleotide messenger RNA. Lineage: Eukaryota; Metazoa; Arthropoda; Ostracoda; Podocopida; Cyprididae. The record is from the annotation of a GenBank genome assembly.
AUGACGCUGGAGGAAAUGCCCCAAGUGAAGAAUGAAAAUGGAAUCGUGGGAUCUCGGGAAUCGGGUUCUGCACUGGACCUGGGUUGCGGUCCAGUCCCAUCGUUUUCGGCCUCAAUUUCUUCAUGGGCCAAUUCCCUGACAAUGGCUGACUUCUUGCCACAAAACCUUUUUGAAAUCUUCAAAUGGAAAACGAAUUCCUGCGGAAAACUGGAUUGGUUUCAUCAUUUCAACACCGUCGCCAAACUAGAAGACGUUUCAGCUAAGCAAGUGGAAUUGCGACUGAGGAGACGAGUUCAGAAAAUAAUAUCCUGCGAUGUAUCCAAGGAAAAUCCAAUUUUUCCUCACAAAAAUCUAUUCGAUGUGGUUUUCACGAGCUUAUGUCUGGAAUUUGCGACUGAUAAUUUGCCAGAUUACCAAUCUGCAUUCAAAAAUUCUGCAAACCUUGUCAAACCCGGAGGAUUUCUCAUUAUGCAAGGCGCGUUGGGAAACACUUUUUACAUGCUCGGAGGAACUCGAUUUCCCUCAGUGGCCCUGACCCGGGAAAUUUUGGCUGACUGCGCAAAAAUGUGCAACCUAAAGAUGGAGUUAUGGAAUCAGCUGGACCGCAAAUGUGGGCAAAAGGACAAGGAAGCUGACCACGAUGCCAUUUUUUUCUUCGUUGCCAGCAAACGCAUUUAAAGUUUAUGCGCGAAAAGUUUGAUCAAAGAAAUCAUAGCAUUCGUCUCGCUUGAAACUCCUUUUUCUUUUGCUGACAUCAUGUUUGAAAUAAACGCAUUGAUUAGAUGGAA